Molecule: messenger RNA, 819 nt
Organism: Lindgomyces ingoldianus
Lineage: Eukaryota; Fungi; Ascomycota; Dothideomycetes; Pleosporales; Lindgomycetaceae
Product: GPCR, PTH-type
Exons: 4
Source: RefSeq, a predicted model, not a curated record
GCAGCGAACAUGAAUGCUUCUUUUGUGUCUACAUCGUUGCUUGGUAUCGCUAUAUCCCUGCCCAUUCUGGCGACGAUUUCAGUCAUUCUCAGGAUAUUCGCACGGAGAGCAAAAGGCAAUGGAACUUUCCGCGCCGAUGAUUGGACUAUUCUCGGAACGCUGUUGCUCUGCUGGGGGCACUCGAUAAACACAAUAGUUACUGGAGCCAUUGGCGGAAUCGAUACGAUCACCAUGGCACCACGCGAAUACGCCAACAUUGCGCUUCGGACACUGUGGAUUUCGGGGUUUUUCCUGAUCACGGCACUCUAUACCGUGAAGAUCUCAAUCCUGCUCUUCUACUACCACCUUUUCUCUAUCAACGAGCGUUUUCGCCAGUCUAUCCUCAUCAUGAUUGCCACAAUCAGCGCGUGGUGGUUUUCUUCACUCGUGUGCCAAAUCCUUGCGACGGACCCAAUCGACGCAUCUUGGAAAAACGCCGCCCGCGCAAAACACCGUUUCAACUUCAACGCGUGGUACAUCUCUUACUCCGGUCUAUCGAUCUUCUUCGACAUUGUCGUACUCUGCUUUCCAAUCCCGAUGAUAAAGUCGUUGCACAUCAACACUAAGAAGAAGAUCUCCAUCUUGGGCAUCUUCUGGCUAGGGGGAUUUGUGUGUGUAUCUGCUAUCGUUCGAUUUGUCUUUCUCUACAAUUCCAUUUAUCGCCUCACCUCCCUCGGCCAAAAUCAAUAUAGUUCCAUAACAACAGCAUUUAUUUGGGCUGAGGUAGAACCAAACGCUUCUGUCAUCGCAGCCUGUCUUCCAACAUAUGGACCCCUUUUC